AUGGGUUUCGCCUCGAAGAUAGCCGCUACCCAGAAACGGGCUCCUACCAAGGCGCACCCCCUGCGGGAUACACUGGAGGCCCUCCGACUGCCCUGCAGCCUGGUGGAUACCAACAGCCACAAGCGCAGUACCAGGCUUAUCCAGGAUCCCCUCCUCCUCAGGGAUCGCGUCGGACAACUCGAAACCAUGUCAGGUCCCUAUUACAACCAGGGUCAUCCCCAGUACGGCGGCUCACCUGCUCAACCCUACCAGUCCUACAAUACUCCUCCCCCCGGUGGUGCCUACAAUAGGGCUCCGCCAGCUCCGCAGCAGCAACAGCCUUACCCCGCAUCAUCUCAGCAAGGCUAUGCACGUCCUCCCCCACCGCCGCCUCAAGGUCAAGGUCAGCCCUACGGAUCGGCACAAUCGCCUUAUCCUGGACAGCAGUCUCAGUCUCCGUACCCGACCCAACAUUCACCCUACCCUGGACAGCAGCCACCCCAGUCGCCUUACCCGACUCAACAAUCACCCUACCCUGGACAACAGCCGCCCCAGUCCCAGUAUCCCGGACAGCAGCAGCCCUAUGGCCAGGCACCUUACCCGAACCAGGGCGCUCCGUACCCCGGCGGACAAGGCCGUCCUGGACCUUCGCCAGGACCUCCUGGUGGCCAGUAUGGUGCUCCCGGUGGCCCUCCGCCCCAGGCUGCUCCCGCCACUCCUCAGCAGCUCAAUGCCUAUCGCCAGUUGUUGAUUAGCACCAUCCAAGAGAAGAGCCUUGAGAGCUUCUACCCACCAGAGAGACUGAACCAACUCGUCCAAACCCUCGUCAAUGAUGCACCUGUCAAGCUGGCCAAGUUGACCAACGAAUGGUCCGUCCCUAUGGAAGUGGCCACCGAUGUUAUGAAGCUCGCUCUGUUCGACGUGAUUCUCUACGUUGACGACAGUGGAUCCAUUGAGUUCGAAGAGAAGGGACUUCGCAAGGACCAGCUGAGACAGAUCCUGGGUAUCGUGGCCACUGCUGCUUCUACUUUUGACCAGGAUGGAAUCUCGGUCCGAUUCAUGAACAACCAGGAGCGCGGUGAUGGCAUUCGCAGUGCUAUUGAUGUCGAGAAUCUGGUGUCUCGUGUGCGUUUCGCAGGAUUGACCCCUCUGGGUACUGGCCUGAAGGACAAGGUCGUCGACCCCAUGGUCGUGGGCCCUGCUCGCGCCAACCGCCUCGACAAGCCAGUCCUUAUCAUUACUAUUACGGAUGGACAGCCUGCAGGCGAGCCACACGGUGCUUUGCGCGACGUGAUUCAACACGCCGUGAACGAGGUGUCGCGCACUCGGUAUGGCCGCGGUGCUGUUUCCUUCCAGUUCACUCAGGUUGGCAAUGACCAGCGUGCGCGUGAAUUCUUGUCCGAUUUGGACGAGGACCCUCAGAUCGGACAGCUGAUUGACUGCACUUCGAACUUUGAAGUUGAGCAAGAUGAGAUGUCCCGAGCUGUGCCUCCAGUGCAUUUGACCCGCGAGCUUUGGUGCGCGAAGCUCAUGCUCGGAGCCAUCGAUUCGUCAUACGACACCAAAGACGAGAAGGCCGCCGGACGAUCCAACGCACCCCCACCCCAGCAAGGUGGCUACGGUGGAUACGGUCAAGCACCACCUCAGGGACCGCCUGGAGGAUACAAUGCCCCAGCUGGUUACCCCCCGCAGCCCAGCUACCAGCAGGCUCCUCAACAGCCGCCUCAGCCCCCCUACCAGGGCAAUAGCCGCGGCAACCCUGCGUAUGGCCAAGGCCAAGCACCAUAUGGAUAUGGUGCUCCCUCGCCGCAACCUGGUGGAGCAGGCUAUCCGCCUUACGGAUCCCAGGGACAGGCGCCCCCACGCCGUUAUUGA
Messenger RNA from Penicillium atrosanguineum, 1854 nucleotides. RefSeq lists its product as uncharacterized. The transcript is spliced from 8 exons. The record is from RefSeq and is a predicted model, not a curated record. NCBI's taxonomy places the organism in Eukaryota, Fungi, Ascomycota, Eurotiomycetes, Eurotiales, Aspergillaceae. The coding region runs from base 1 to 1854 and encodes 617 amino acids.